This is a messenger RNA of Clonostachys solani, 2103 nucleotides long. NCBI's taxonomy places the organism in Eukaryota, Fungi, Ascomycota, Sordariomycetes, Hypocreales, Bionectriaceae. The record is from the annotation of a GenBank genome assembly.
AUGUACAUACCUUUCGUGCUCGUCAGGCCAUGCCUUCAGGGUAGGGAUCAAGAUAGUCUGGGCAAUAGAGAUGAUGGAAGGAGGGGGCGUUUGCUUGGGAGGCAUGCCAGGCUCCCAUUUGGAGCCAGAGCCCUCCUCCCAAACCUGGAAGACGCGGGCAUAGAUACGCCAGAGAGUGGAAAUGGCAGUCUUGCGGCAGCCUUCGUACGAGUGGCCGGUAAAGGGGAGGACUUUCUCGAUGGUCUUCUCAACCACAGUCUCGAGAUCGUUGGUACCACACGAGUGGGAAAUGAUGUCGCCAAGAACGUCGAGAGCAAUCUCCUGCUCAAGAGCCACGGCGGUGACAGCACCGAGACCCUCAAGAUCUUCGAGAUCAUCCCAGUCAUCAUCACCCUCAACCAUUUCAUCUUCCUGGUCAUCAUCGGAGGCCUUCACCUUGAUCUGCUUGCCGCCGACAACGAUGGAACCAUCAAUGAGUCCGCUGGUAUCCAGACCAGAGAGAUCGAUCUCUUCCUCCUCAAGCUCAAGAGAGUUGAACAGACCCUCAAGAGCACCCUUGAGGAAGUGGUUGAAGUCCUCCUUGUAGACCUUGGCAAGGUUGGACCAAAGAAUGAAGCUGGUCUCCUUGAGACGAGGGUUGUCAAUACCCAGAGCCUCUUCACUUGCUUCCAUCAGCUUCAUGACGUAUGGCUGGAAGGCUUCGGGACCAACGGCCAAAGCGAUGCGGCCCAUGCUGUCGCAGGUGGAGCUUCGCAGCUCCAGAGCUUCAUCAUUCUCCUUGGCAACAACGAACUUUCCAAGAGCUUCCAUGACAUCGUUGAAGUAAGGAAGGAAGUCCUUUUCCAUCGCAGCAGCAAUGGCACCAAGAGCCGAGGCAGCAGAAGACUUGACGCCAAAGUCUGUGUGGUCAAGGAGCCUGACCAUGGGUCCCACCAGAUUAGGUCCGUACUGAGCCAUAAUCUUGGUGUCAACACCAUCACCGAGUGUGUCAAGUGCAGUGCAGGCAGAGCGGAUAAUGUUGAUGUUCAUCUUGUCGGAAGGACCUUCGGAAGCGGCCUGCAAGUUCUUCAGGACAGCAUUGAUAAGUUCCUCGUGGUGGGAUACCAUCUCAUCCACCAUCUCUUCGGAGAGGUGAAUCAGACCAAUCAGAGAAGCAUAUCUGACCUGAGUCUCGGCGUCGCUCAAAAGGCUAACAAUGAUAGGGAGGAGAGGCUUGAGCUGAGUGGAUAUGAAAUCAGGCGCACCCUCGGCAGCGUUACCAAGAGCAAGCAUGGCGGCCAUACGGAAUUGAGGCUUCUGGUGAGCAGCGAAAAUAGGGAACUGUUCCAGAAGCGGGAGAAUGACUUGGCGGGGAGGAAGCUCGUUGGCAAGAGUGUCGACAAGUCUGAUGGCGCUGCGGGCAGGAGUGAGCUCCUCAUCAUCGUCGGUCUCAAUCUCACCAAUGAUGUGCAUAGCCUUGACCAUGAGCUCAAUCUCCAGAACCAAGUCGAGGAGAUCCUUGAGGUGCUGGCCCAGCAGGUUGGGGUCGUGAGCAACGAAGGUCUCGAAUACCUCGAAGACAGUGUUGUAGCCCUCACUGUCCUCAUCCUGAAUAGUAGCCUUGAGGAUGUUGACGAGGCCAGGCAAGAAGCCCUGGAGAAGCUGUGUUGCCUGAGGGUCCUCCUCUGGCUCAACCAGAGGGGCGAUGACACCAAUCGCGCGAACAAUGUUGAUACGAACAUCCUUGCUCUGGGGGUCCUCCAGACGGGAGCCGCACAGCUUGAGCAGAUCGUGGAUGUGGUCGAGGAAGUGCAUUGGGUUGUUCUCGAGCAUGGCAAGACCAUCAAGGAGGUGUGUGCGAGCAAGCUGGCGCUGGUCCUGAGCGGUUUUCUCGCCCCAGUACUUGGGGACCAGGCGGAGGGCCUGCACGUAAGCGAGCUGGCGGACAUCCUGAGCUUCGUUGGUGAGAGCGAUCUCGAUCAAAAGGAGAAGCGACUCGGGCUUGGAGUAGAAGUCCUUCUGGAGUUCGGCAGUGGCGGCCUUGACCUGCUCGGUGUUUGCUGCGAAGCCUCAGAGUUAGUAGCUGACGCAGACAAUCUGGUCACGGCGGUGGUGACGCUUUGA